Molecule: messenger RNA, 612 nt
Organism: Cyclocybe aegerita
Lineage: Eukaryota; Fungi; Basidiomycota; Agaricomycetes; Agaricales; Hemipholiotaceae
Source: the annotation of a GenBank genome assembly
AUGCCUAUAGAAGCCCUAUGUGAAGCAUAUAGCAAUGAUGAGGACAGAGCAGGAAAUCCUGCUUUUGAUGCUGUUCAGCAGGAUUUGCACAUCACGGUUGAAGAAAUCACAGCAAGCUAUCUUUUGGGACCUCCCAACAUUCUCCUUGCGGUCAUGGGUAUUAGCCACACUAUAAUCUCUGGCUCUUAUGCUCUCCUUGUCUUCUUUCAUGGCACAUUUAUCCCUCAAGAUCUCGAUAUCUAUGUUCCUGUGCAGUGGAUGCAUAUCCUCAAGGCAUAUAUUGUGGAGAGAGGAUGGAAGGAGAAUGAUGACCACAAAGACACAGCUUAUGACAUGGCCAGUGUUCUCGACAUUCUGCUCUUCAAGCAUCCUCAAAGCAAUCGGACCAUCAAUAUUAUCAUAUCCCACACAAGCUCUGCCAUUCAACCUAUUGUAGAAUUUCAUUCUACUCUGGUUAUGAACUAUAUAGCCUCAUAUGGAGUGGUGUGUUUAUAUCCCACAUUGACGCUCAUGGGAAAGGGGAUAAUCAGGGUUCAAACUGACAAAACUCGUCAAGGCUUUGACAAGUAUCAACAACGUGGAUUUGAUCUUCAAGCAUCGACAUCUGCCUAG